Molecule: messenger RNA, 1834 nt
Organism: Thalassophryne amazonica
Lineage: Eukaryota; Metazoa; Chordata; Actinopteri; Batrachoidiformes; Batrachoididae
Product: DNA-binding protein SATB2-like
Exons: 2
Coding region: 269-922 (217 amino acids)
Biological process (GO): chromatin remodeling; regulation of transcription by RNA polymerase II
Molecular function (GO): DNA-binding transcription factor activity, RNA polymerase II-specific; RNA polymerase II cis-regulatory region sequence-specific DNA binding
Source: RefSeq, a predicted model, not a curated record
GAGGCCGGUCUGCUUGUCUGCCUGGGCGGUUCCAUAAUGUGGUCAAUGUGCUGCACCAGUACAUGCUCCCAGAGCUGAUAUUUGACCUUUGAGCACCUUGAACUGGCUCUGUUGGUGAAAUGUGUGUUGCCUUGUCUCUGUUGGCUGUUACUCAUGAACUGAAUUUGAAGCGGUCACAGGCUGCAGUCUGGAUCAGGGGUCACUGCACCCCAAUAAUCAGCUCUUCUGUUUCACUCGUCAGGUGCUGCACAGGCCACCUCCAGCCCCAAUGAAGGAACACCGUCUCUCCCCCAUGCGUGAGGAGCCCUUAUCAGCCCCCGCAAAUGAGGAGGCGUGUCAGAUUGUGGGAGCUGCAGUCGUACCUGGGUGUCCCGUCGGCACUGCCAGUAGUACUGGAAGCACCAAGAAGCCACGAUCACGUACUAAGAUUUCGCUGGAGGCAUUAGCUAUUCUGCAGAGCUUCAUCCAGGAUGUUGGCCUCUAUCCAGACCAGGAGGCCAUCCACACUCUUUCUGCACAGCUUGAUCUCCCCAAGCACACCAUCAUUAAGUUCUUCCAGAACCAGCGCUAUCACGUUAAGCACCAUGGCCGACUCAAAGAGCUGGGAGAGGGUGCCGCAGCUAGCGGCGGCGUGGACGUCAGUGAAUACCGAGAAGAGGAGUUGCUGUCAGGCUCUGAGGACCCAGAGUCCAGCGAGGAUGGAGCUGAGGAGAUGUACCAGUCCACAGAUGGAAACUCUGGGAGCACAGGAGGGCUGUCUCAGCCUCUGGCUUCCUGCAGAUCAAACUCCAGCCAGUCACCCUCAGGGACCAGUGUCCCCCUGGAGGACGGACAGGACAAAGGCCAUGUCCGACCUGGUGGACCCCUGGCCCCUGGAAGCUCCUCGUCCAGCCCCAUAGAGCAGGCUGACUACCAGAGGUAGAAACACAAAUAAAAUCAAGAAGACAAACAGAAACAGAAAAACAAACAAUUAGGAAAGGUUAACGAGAAGGUCAGUGGAAAUGAAAUGAGUUAAUUUGUGGAACUGCAGGAGAUAAAUGUCUUUUCAGGAUCAGGUGCACCUGGAAAGGAUUUGUCAGAAAUACUGUAGAUUGUAGGAAAUGAGCAGACAGACACUUUGCAGUGACAGCCAUCUGUGAACACCGGACUAUCUGGAGUCAUAGCUGUGAAAUUACCUCAGCAAAAGACAGACAGACGGGAGGUUUAGGAGGAACUUCACCAGAAGAACCACCGGAAUAACUCGCCAACACACCAUCUCUCUGAGGCGCGUCAUUCCUGAGCACAGCAGCACACGACACGCUCUCACUGCCAGGUCAUGCUGGACCGCAUCCUGGGACUUCCUGAGGAACCCACAAACCUUGAACUUCUCAGGACUCUCACUGAUGUUGAAGGUGUUGUGCAGAACUUCCUGCCGCUGUUCUGAGUUUGGUGUCACUGUGGAAAAAUGACGUUGUUGCACCAGCGACACACCGCCCGCCUCAUCUUCCUCAUGUCAAGUAUCUCAUCCCAUCAGGGACUGUAGGGUGCUGCCUUCGUCCAUCCGGCUCAGAACACACAGAGGGAGCAGUGGACAGUCUGUAAGAGGAUGAGGAACGUGGGCAGAGCUUCAGUAACUCCACAGUCACUUUAUGUGUCUUGUGCUUGACCACGCCCACCCGUACUCACACUUCCAUCCCUAUUUAUUGCGAUCACGGUUGUUGUUAUUGUUGUUCUGAUGGUUGGAGAUGAUGUCACUAUCGUUAGCUUUUAUUUCAGUGUUGGGUUCCAGAACGGUCCUGAACGGGGAGGAAGUGCAGUACAGGAUGGACGAGCGCCAACAGUUACUGAGUGUAAA